UUCAGUCCCACUCGUAAUUAGGUGGUAGAAGUUUGGCUAUGCAGUGUAAAGUGUUUUGUUAGUGACUAAGAACUGAGUGACAGUUAAAAAAACUUGUUUUAGUGUUUUAUUAAUAUAGUAUGGUGUCAUAUUACGGACAAUCUGCCGGAAUGUAUCAUCAACAGCAAAUUUCGGGCAAUGGACAUUUCCAAGCGAAUUCAUCCAUGCACCCGUGGUACUCAGCGGCGGGGUACCGCCAGACUCCUCAGCUGGGAUCAGCUCCACCGGGAGCGUACUGCGAAGAGCAGCAAAUGUGGCACCAUCAUCCGGCGCAUCAUAGUGUGUUCCAGCAUGACAUUCCGGACUUUUUGCAUUCGGGAAUACCUAUGUUGCAGCAUCCGCAACACCAGUUAGAUCCGGAAAGCCAGCUUCCGUCGCCACCGAUUACGGGAAGUGAUAUUUCUAGUCCUGGGGGACAGAGCGGGAAUAUAUCGCCUCAUAACAACCACGGUCAUCAAAGUAGGCCGACACCUGCGAGGAGUCCAUAUGAGUGGAUUAAGAAGACGUCGUACCAAUCUCAACCCAAUCCUGGUAAAACGAGGACGAAAGACAAAUACCGCGUAGUCUACACAGACCACCAACGAAUAGAACUUGAAAAAGAAUUCACCUUUAACAACAAAUACAUCACCAUUAGAAGAAAAUCGGAGCUAGCAUCGAACCUCGGGCUGUCGGAGAGGCAGAUCAAGAUCUGGUUCCAAAACCGAAGAGCGAAAGAGCGAAAGCAGAACAAGAAGCGAGCAGAGGAAAAGGGUCACCAUGUCGACAUCGUCACUAACGGCGCGUACCACCAGCAGAAUAUUCUAAACCAACACCCGCAGAUGCAGCAUCUCGAUAUGCACAAUCCGCAACAGACAAUUUUACCUAACAUCGUACCUCCCUCUUCUGUGGUGAUGCAGCGUUUCAUAGACAAUAAUCAUGUGAUGAAACUGGAAAACACUGAGAGUGAUCCUUUAGGAUAAGUAGUGAUCGAUAGUGAUACCAAUUUAUAAAGAUCUACUUUAUGUAUGUGUUUAAGUUCAAAUUUACUGAUCCUAAAUUUUGAUUGUUGAGGGGCAAUCUUGAAUGAAACUUUUUUGGUACAUAAUACUUUUUAAAAAUGACCGAUUCGAUUUGUAAACCAUAAAUCGUUCUUCAAAUUUUUUAUUUGCUUUGAUUAUAAAUUUUACGUUCCUUUUUACUAUUAAGAGAUUUAGAAUACAUAAAUAAAUUGUGUAGGUACUCCUCCAGCGAGCCAGUGAUCUAGGUUCUUGACCGUAGUCACUGCCAAAACUACCGAUUUGACAAACUGUUUGCUUACCUCGCCUGCUGACCAACUGGAAGGUCUGGCAAUCAAACUGUGCCUAACGGUGCACUGCCUCAAUGCUCAGGAAGUUGCUCAAUCUAGGGUGGUCAUCAUCAUCAAUCAACCCUGAUUUGUCCAUUGUUGAACAUAGGCCUCCUCCAGAUAUUUCCAUCUUCUUCUGCGUCUCUGCUUUGAAAUCUGGGGUACCUAUGGAAAAAAUGGGUACCCUCACAUUCCUGUAUGUGUUUUUAAUUUACAUUUUUUUCUGAUAUACCUUCUUCUUCUACGGCACUACAGCCCAAAUUGAGCCUUGGCCUCCUUUAUUUUUUGGCUCCGUCCUGCUUGUCUGUGGCUGCUCUUCUCCAUACACGGACUCCUAAAAGGGCUUGUGCGUCGCUGUUUACUGUGUCUUCCCAGUGCUUCCUUGGCUUUCCAACCGGUCUCUUUCCCUGCAUUCUAGCAUUCAGUGCUCUUUUUGGUAGCCUUUCCUCUCCCAUUCUUAUCAUCACAUGUCCGGCCCAUUGCAGUCUUUGUAUUCUAAUGAAGUCUGACAGGGGUGCUUCCUUAUAAAGUUGAUAAAGUUCGUUGUUGUAUUGACUUCCGAAGAUUCCGUUUUCCCUCACAGGUCCUAGUAUUCUCCUCAGUACUUUCCAUUCGAAUGUGUCGAGUUUGUUUUUGGAUGUUUCUUUCAGGACCCAGGCUUCACUACCAUAGCAUGUUAUUGGUCGAAUUAAAGUUUUAUAGACUCUCAUCUUUGUAUUUCGGUGGACACUUUUAGACCGAAAUAUAUGGGAGAGGGCAAAAUAAGCUGUUUGCCUGCGUUAUUCUCUUCCGUAUUUCUCCGUCUUCUGAUCCGUCGGCAUAUAUUGCUACUCCCAGUUAUGUAAACUUUCCAAGCGUUUCAAUAUCAUCUUCAUAUAUAAUGUUUUGUGGGACUAUAUUUCUUCUCGUCUGAGUCAUUAUUUUUAUUUUUUUUUGUGUUAAUUUCCAGAUCUAGCAUUUUUGUUUGUGUUUUUAACUCUGCGUAUGUUUCUUGUGCUCCUGUUGAUGUUCUACUCAUAAUAUAAUAUUAUCGUCAUUAGCGGCAGUUCAACCGUUCGGUUGGUCAGUAGGUUUCCUCGUCCAGUUUGCAUUUGCCUAACCGCAUACUCCAGUGCCAGGUUAAACAAUGUUGGGGCCAGCCCAUCUCCCUGCUUUAGCCCCUGCAAAAUUUUGAAAAAGUCUGUCCGGUGGUUUUGUAUUCGUACACAUGCCUGAGUUUCAUCCAUUGUGGCUUUAAUGAGUCUUGUUAGCUUGUCUGGUAUUGCCAAUUCAGCCAAUAUACAGUGCGUCCAUAAAGUAACGCAUAAAUUCGUUAUUUCGUAAACCGGCGACUUUAAGAAAACAUCCCGAAAUAGGUCGAUUUUUAUUUUUAAAUUACGAUUUUUUGGCAUAUACAUCAUACUAGUGCCGUCAUCUAUCUGGGCGUGAUGACGUAAGCGAUGAUUUUUUUAAAUGGGAAUAGGGGUCAUGUUAUAGCUAAUUUGAAAGGAUACUCAAUGAUCUAUCCAAUAAUAUAAACAUUAACAUAAUUAUUUAUACAGGGUGUUCUAAAAACAAUUUUUUAAUUAAAAUAAGUGAGACAAAAAGAAGAAUAUUAUAUAUAAUUUAUUUAAUUCAAAAUACAUUUUACUACUGUCAGUAAACAGAAAAAAAAUUCUUUGACAAAGAAACAUUGAUUUUCGUUUAAACGAAAUGUUCAAACUGCCAAGAGACAGGUGGGUGGCAGCUUUAACAUUGAAUUUAAGCGAAAAACAAUAUUUAUUUGUCAAAUAAACGUUUUUUCCUGUUUUCUGACAACAGUAAAACGUAUUUUGAAUUAAAUAAAUUACAUACAUUCUUCUUUUUGUCUCAAUUGUUUUUUUGAACACCUUAUAUAAAUAAAUAUGUUAAUGUUUAUAUUAGUGAAUAGAGAAUUGAAUACCCUUUCAAAUGAGCUAUCACAUGACCCCUAUUCUUAUUUAAAAAAAUCAUCGAUUACGUCGUCAUGCCCAGAUGGAUGACGUCACUAGUAUGACAUAUAUGCUAAAAAAAUGGAAUUUAAAAAUAAAAAUCGACCUGUUUUGGGAUUUUUUCUUAAUAUCGCCGGUUUACGAAAUAAUGAAUUUAUGCGUUACUUUAUGGACGCACUGUAUAGUAUAGUUUGUUCCUUUUGACUGAGUCGUAUGCCUGUUUGAAGUCUACAAACACGUUGUGAACAUCAAUAUCGUCUUCCCAUGAUUUGCUCAAGAUCUGUUUGACUGUAAAUAUUUGAUAUAUCUGAUAUACCUACCUAUCCUUAUAUUUUAGAGUCCCUUUUCCUAUUAUAUGAAUACCUUUUAAUGUUUUACUCUUCAGGUUGAGACCCUACUAUUUGGAGUCUGGAUCUUCUGUGCCUUGCUGGUCUCUUUUCGUCGUAGUUUGUCAAGUUCCUUAGACGUCCAUUUGGAUGAUAACCUUAGUUCGUUGAAGGUUCCGUACGCUUUUUCAUUCGUUUUACUUCUUCUUUGGUUUCUUUUGGUUUCUUUCGGAUACGUAUGUGAAGAUGCUUAUAGCCUCCCUUAUAAUGUCCUUAUGUACCACGUAUUUUCUUUCUUUCCUUCUUAGAACUACGUAGGUAUAUUAUAUUCCCCAUAGAAGUUGAAGAGACCUGGAGACAGGAUAGAUUCUUGGCGAACUCCUCUACUGUCUUUAAAAUGGUUGGGAUUAUGGUUUUCAAUUCUCAUUCUAGGUUUAUUAUUCUCGUAUAGACUCUUCACUCAGUUGACAGAUUAUCAGGAACUUCUAGCACAGAAUUUUCCAGAAAACUUUCUAUUUUACACAAUUAAAUGCUUUUAGGUACUCCAGAAUGCAAGUGACCAUAGCAAUUUUGCAUUCUCGAGCUAUUUCAAUAAUCGUUGCCACCUUGUUCCCUUAACUUUCACGAAGCCUGCUUGUUCUUGUGGAAUUUUACUUGGUGUAAUGUAGUAUUUGAUACAUAGAUACUACGGUUUGUAGUUGCACCUUUAUUAUGAAUUGGAGUAAAUAUCAGUGCACCAAUCAGUGAGCCAUUUGCUGAUUUUAUUAAGGCUGACUAAUUAAAAAUUAUGAAUCAAUGAAGGCUUUUUUAGCACGUAUGAACAACACAAGAAAAAUGAAAAAGACCAAAAGGUAAAUAUCCACAACAAAUCAAAAGAAUUAACAGUGAGAAUAAGCAUUUAAUAAACAAAGCAGAUCCCUCCAGUAAUCAGAAAUACAGAAUUGUUUUAUUUUGAAACAAAAUACCUAUUUGUGAUAGGUAAACAAUUACCUACCCUUGUACAUAAUUUAAGGCUUUAUUAAUAUUUUGUGAUUUACAGUUUUAUUGUACAUAAUUUAUAUUAAGUGUAAGUGAGAAUUUAGUAGUCAUAAGUUUUGAAAUCACCUUUUUAUUUUCUGUUAAAUAGAUGAUUUAGAGCCGGUUGUUCGAACACUAAUCAAAAAUGGAAUCAACUAAUCAUUAUUAAAUAUUUAAUUACUGUCACCAACUGUCAAUGUCAACUUUGAUUGGGUUGCUGAAAACAUAAUUGAUUAGUUAUGAGAUUAAUUGAUUAGUUAUGUUAAUAAUUGUUAUGUUAGUUAAUAAAUAAUAAUUAAUAAUUGAUUACAAUCAACUGAUUGGCUACGAACAACGGAUUUUGUUAUUUGAUGGUUGUUAAGAGGACUUGAUUAUAAUCAACUUCUUGAUUAGCGUUCGAGCAAUCGGCCCUAAGUCACUAUUUAUACAGAUAAGUAUUUCAUGGCAAGAAGAUUUUUUUAUUCCAUUCGAAAAAUCUUAUACUUACAUACCUAUUAGACAAAUAAUUUAGAUUUUAGACCUUAUUUUCUUGCUCGGUGUCUUUUUCAUGGUUCUGUUUCACUUGACUCUUUAAUCGUAGGUAAUAUUUUUUAAGUCUGUAUAGUUUUGAUUGCUCUUAUCAGGUGUUUUGGUACCUAUCUUCUUUUUAAUAUAAUUUUAAACAGUGGCGUAUCUAGACAUUUGCCUUGGGAGGGGAAAUUUGCCUUAUGGGGGAACUUCCAAUGAAACACCAACCAAAAGACUUAAAAAAGAUAAAGAUAAAGACAUAAGUAAAUAAUAACUUAUAUGCAUUAAAUUCCGUUAAUUUUCCUAACUAGCGUCUUUAUUGGGUUAAAUUUGUCUGUCUGUGAUUUAAGUUUCAUGCCAGCUAUAAGUGGAGUCACUGAAGGUGGAUAUGAGCUAUUACCUCCGAUUUCGUUCAACCUCCAUCGACGUGCAUGAAAAUUGGUAAGUGGUUAGAGGAUAUCUCAAGAAACAAAGGUCACAUGGUGCCAACUUGCGCUUUUACCCUGGGGGUGGAUGCCACCCCUUCUCGGGGGUGAAAAUUAUUUUAUCAAAAAUAACCCAUAGUUCGAUAGAGGGACAAAUUCUAAGCAAAAUUUGUUAUAUAAAGUUAAUAAAAUAAAUCAAAACUUUUGAGUUAUUAAAGAUCAAAAAUUUUAAUUUUUCGUGUGAAAAAUGCAUGUUUUUGCAAAAAAUUAUUAUUACCAAAAUUAAAACCAAUAAAAAUGAAAUCAACUCCUUACUAUAACAACCUUUUAGUGUUAACUAGAAGUCAGUUAUAGGUAAUUAAUUGUAUAUUUUUUUGGCGAGUACCCAAAGCUAAGUAUUUAAGCUUAAAUUACGGGAAAAUGAUGCAUUUUAUAACAUAAACUUAUUAAACAUUUGUGAAAGUACUUAGAAAUACCUAUCAAAUGAUAUACCGGACAAGUUAAUAGCAUUAAAAUUUAUGCUCCAAAAAUUUUUCAAACUUUAUCUUUUAAAAAAUUUUCCAAAAAAUGUUAUCGUUUUUUUAAUAACUCCGUUAAUUUUUAAGAUAUCAGGUUCACCUAAAAAUGGUUUGAAAGGUAAUUCCAAAGGCUAUUAAAACGCUUUGAAUUUAAUCUUUUAAACCCCUUUGUUUUUUCAAAAUCAAAGAUUAAAUGGCCACGGUUACAUGGUUCUCGCAGAAAAAUUUAAGCUUUAAACGUUUCUAUCUCGGUUAUUUUUCACCCUACAGAAAUGGUAAGAAUGGUAUAAUAUUUGAUACAUAUAGAAAAAACUAAAAUUUGGUUAUUUACCAUUUUUUACGUAUAUUGAGUAUUUUUAUAGUUAUUAUCAAAAGAAAAUGAAAAUGAUGAUAAUUUUAAAAAUUCUGAUUUUUUAAAAUUAUAUCUUUUUUUCAAAAAUAUGCAUUCUAAACCGGUGAAAAUUGUUAAAAUUAUUACUAAUGCUAAUACAAAGAAAUUUUUGUAAGGAUUACCAUAAAUUUUAAUUUAUUGUGGAAAUAUCGUAUGUUUUAUUUUUCACUUUUUCCUAAAAAAUUCGAAAGGGUCCUCUUCGUUUCAUCAUAACUUGCUUAAUUUUGAUGCUAUUAACUUCUUCUGGAGCUUAUUUGUUAGGUAUUCUGAAGUACUUUGAUAAGUGUUUAGCAGGUAUAUUUUAUAAAAUGCAUCGUUUUCCCGUUAUUUAAGCUUGAAUACUUAGAUUUGAGUACAAAUAUACAUUUAAUUACCCAUAACUCAUAACUCACUUUAGUCACUUUGAAUUAACAUUAGUUUAGUACUUUGACUGAAUAGUGUAUUCAAUUUUUUAUUGUCUUCAAUUUUGGUAAGAAUAACUUUUUGUAAACGCUAAUAGUUUUUGAAUUAUACGUGAAAAACAGCUUUAAAACAUGCAUUUUUUACCAAAAAAUAAAAUUUUUGAUCUUUAAUAACUCAAAAAGUAUUGAUUUAUGUUAAUAACUUAAUAUAACAAAUUUUGCUUAGAAUUUGUCCCUCUAUCGAACUAUGGAUUAUUUUUAAUAAAAUAAUUUUCACCCCAGAAAAGGGGUGGCAUCCACCCCCAGGGUAAAAGCGCAAGUUGACAUCAUAUCAGCUUUGUUCCUUGAGAUAUCCUCUAACUGCUCACCAAUUUUCAUGAAAAUCGAUAGAGGUUCAACGAAAUCGGAGGUGAAAACCUUCAGUGACUGCACUACUAAUAUAUUUUUAUGUUUCAACAAUUUUUUCUUGAACUUUGGACCUUGUUAGGGGGGACAUUUCCCCAUUUCCCUCUCCGUAGAUCCCAUAGUUGGUCUAUCCUGCUGAAUUUGUCUAUAUUUCUAAUAACAAUGUGCUACCUCAGACAAAGAGUAACCGUUGGUGUUCUUUAUUUGAUUUAACCAUCAGAGUGGCGAUCUUCCUCGGGUUCUUUUACCAUCUACUUCGACUUCAACCACUAAUCUCUCCCUACCUUUCUUUCUUCUGGCUUCUUCUAAAGGAGCCUAACUGCUAGAGAUAUUGGCGACCACAUUAACCCAUCUUAUUCUAUUCAUAGUAACUCGAAAUAUGUAGAUCAGUUGACGAUAGGCCAGCCCAUUUCCUAAGAUUGACCAGCCAGGAUAUACGUCUACGUCCAGGGAUUCUUUUAGAAGCGUACUGCUGCUUUUUCUUGUGAGAUGAUAAGUUUGCGAUCAGACUUAGGUAUAUCCUUACUAUUGAGUCCUAAUGUUUUUAGGAUAUCGAUUCGUUUCUCAUGUAGAACUUUGUCAAUUGAUUUCUCGAAAUCAAUGAAACAUGCAUACACAUCGCACUUGUCUCUGUAUUAGAUUUUUCAAACUGAAAAGUGCUUCCCUCGUUCUGAGUCCUGUUCUGAAUCCAAAUUGAACUUCAGUUCGGUAUUCUUUUAAUUUGGUGUAUAGGCGCGAGUGAAUUAUAUGUAGUAAGGAGUACAUUCAUGGCACAUCAACUAAUUAAUCUAUGUUCUUUACAUUUCCUGCGUUGAGUUUUUUGGAAAGUGGAAUGAAUAUUGAUAGUAGCCAGUCUUUUGGUAAGUGACCAGUCUCAUAUAUUAUGUUGUUGAAUAGCUUCGUAAGAGCUGGAAUUUAGUGUGCCUCUAAUCUAAUAGCUUUAAAAUUUCAUGUACUUCAUCAGGUCUUGGACAUCUUAUAGUUACUUCUUCGUUUGAUAUUUCUGAGCUGUAGGGAUUGUCUAUUUCAGUCAGUCUUCUUCUUCUUAGCCUUUUUCUAGCUAUGUGUACAAAAUACCUCAAUAUAUUUUAGUUGAUGAUUGUGUGCUGCCCAGGAUACGCUACGAUAUUCCCACAUAUCAAAGACCAUUAUAUGUCAUAUAUAUGUUAUAUGUGAGUCAGAACUUUUUAUGGUCCAAUUUUCUAGAUUUCUCAUAGAUUCAUAUAUAAUUUGUCUGAGAUUGAGAAUAUGUUCUCAUGUGCCUCUUCCAGGAACAUAUCCACAUUGUUCUUGGAGAAUCUGUGGUAAGAGAAUUGAUUUUGAUCCCUAGUAAGGAGAACUUCACUUGCGUGGUAGAUUAGGGCUGUUAUAGUACCGUAGUUAUUACAGCCAGUUGGUGAACCUCUCUUGUAGAUGGAUAUUAAGGUCAGCUUACACCAAUCAUCUGGCCAUUUUCCUGUUUUCCAAAUUUCAUUACACGGUUUGAACAUUAUUUUAAUUCCUAUCUCCCAUGUCUUCGCGGUGAUUCCGUGUUCCCCUUGAGACUUUCCAAUUUUAAUAUCUUUAUUGCAGUUUCUAUUUCGGAUUUUAAGAUAUCUGGUUCUUUUUCGUCAUUCAUUUCUGCUAGAUUCCCUUCUUCAUGCUCACUAUGGAACAGCAUUCCACAAUAUUCGUUUAUGUUUCGUUCAGAGUCUUCUUGUCUUUAAUUAACAUGUGGUUGAUGUAUGGUAUUCGUAUAAACAGUUAUAUAAUUCAUUAUCAAUUCAUAGUUAUUAGAAAAAUCUUCCCCUCUGUUCCUUUAUGUUCCCCUUGAGAUUUUCCAAUUUUAAUUUCUUUAUUUAGGAUUUUAAGAUAUGUGAAUCUUUUCGUCAUUCAUUUCUCCUGGAUUCACUUCUUCAGGCUCACAAUAUGGAACAACAUUUUACAAUAUUGGUUUAUGUUUUGGUUCAGAGUCUUUUUGUCUUUAACUAACAUGUGGUUAAUGUAUGAUAUUCGUAUCAACAGCUAUAUGACAACAGCUAAAUGAAUAGUUAUAAGAAAAUCUUCUUAGCUCAUGGAUAAGUAGGUAAAAAUAGUUUUAUAUUUUUAAUACCAACAACAAACGGCAUCCCAGUGUUUAGUUAUAAGUUUUGUUUGUUUUUGAGAUAUUAUUUUCAACUUUAUUUAUUUGUUCACUAUAUAUUGAGAUUGUCAUGGGGAUCAGUUAAAUUUGAACAAUAUUCGAGAAGAUAUUUGAAUGAUUUCGCUUUUUGAGAUUUGUAACAGUAGUCAAUUUUAGUCAUAAAUGGACUAUUAUUAUAAAAGGAAACCACGAUUUUGGACAUAACGCUAAUCUUUUGUGAUGAUGAGUAAUUAAGUAUAUAAAAAAUGCUAUUUACUGCAUGUAUUUAAACGAAUUUAUAGGUGUAGAGGGUAUUUCGAAAAAGUCGUCAAAAUUACUAUGCACUCAAUACUUUUUUUAACUCACAAAACAUCUAUCAUCUUAUAUUAUCAAAUCAAAGAUAUUAUUAUGAUUCGGAAAAAUGUACAAUACUAUUUCCUUUCAUUGCUAACUUGACAUUGCAAGUACAGGCAUUGCUUCACAGUAAAAAUUGGCGUAUCAUUGAGUAGGUAUACCUAAAACUGCGUAGAAAAAAGUUAUAGAAGAAUAUUUGCAAAAAAUAGGGAAAAUAUAGCCAAAAAUGGUGAGUGGAGAAUUUUGAAAAAUCGUAUCUGGUAUAUGAUAUACGUAUAUGACGUAUAUAUCGUAUGACAUGUCUAUAAACAUAAAAAACUAUAAAUCCUAAAUACUUUACCAAACGUCAUUUUUUGAAUAGGAAGGAAAAAAUAUUUUUCUGUAAAACAAUGCCUAUAUCUAUAUCUCCGUGGAAAAAGUAAUGUAGUAAAAAGGAAAAUAGCGUUUUUUCGUUUUUUUUUUUGCUUCGAUUUUUGAAUAAAUUUUUGUAAAAAAAAAUAUUUUUGACUCUAGAAAGUGACAUUUCAAUAGUAAAUUUAAUUUUGAACAACUUUUCCUUGAUACAUAUAUACGAAAGGCGCGUAGAAUUCACCCUAAUGCACCCUAGUGCGUAGAGACUAAUUCAACUCUUUCUCAAAAACGCACCCCUUUAAAUGGUAGCACUCCGAGGUUUUUUCAUAUUUGGGGUCCAUUGACCAGAUGAAACAAUAAAACACGUUAACAUAGUUGUUUUUGUCUAAAGUAAGUACAUAAUCAAUAGUAUAUAUUCUUUUCCAAUAGUGGCUUAUGUAGUAUUUUUCAAUUUAUUGUUAAUAAUCUUGUAGUAUAUUGUAGAGGUUACCUUCAAUAGGUCUCUACAGUUUUCGCAGCUGUCACGGUCACGAUUGACUUUUUGUAUUUUGAAGUAAAUGACAAAAUCAGGUUAAAAUUUUCAAAUAAUCAAAAAAAUUAAUAUCGUUUUCGAAAUACUCUCAAUAAGUGACUUCUUGAUAACAAAUUGUUGUAUUUGUAUAAAUGUGUUCAAAAGAAAUAUUUGUAAUUUAUUCUAAAAACUGCCUCUUAAAUAAAAUAGACACACUUGAAUGAAUAGGUUAAUACAUACAAAACAAUGUAUCGCAGUCUUAAGGAGCUUUAAAAAUAAAUAAGAAAAACUAUUUUGGAAUUUAUUGUGGGACUUUUAUGGUAGGUAUAUAAGGUUCUACAUUUUUUUUAAACGCACUUUAAAAUAUGCAAAAAAAUGUUUUAUACCACAUUCCACGAAUAUACGACCCUCUUGGAUUAUCGCGACAACGAAUAUUUUGUUGUGCAAAAUAUGAAGAACGAAAGUAAAUUGCAAAUUAUAUUGUUGUUUAUUGGAGUAAUUAUUAGAGCAAAAUACUUUCGUACUUCUUAUGUUGCACACUAAAACAUUCGUUGUCACGAUAAUCCAAAACAGUCGUAUAUUCGUGGAAUACACCAUAUUAAUUUUCAACGUUAAAAUGGCGGGUUUCCUGCUAAUGUCCCAAAACUGAAGGCGACCAUGAUUUUGUACUAUGGAAUUAUCUGAAACAUAAAAUUCACAAAAAUUUCUGUUUAGUAUAUUAUAGUAUGAACGAAAAGUUCUAUAUUUUUCUAUCAAAAUGUUCGAUUUUUUUUUUCAAUUCUUGGUAGUUUGACAACUUCUUGGUAGUUUGACAACUGAAAAAGGUAGAAAAAAUUAAAACUAUAGCGUUAUUUUAGUUCAUGCGAUAGACAACUGUGUGAUAAAUAGGUACUUGGGUACUUAAAAUUUCAGAAAUAAUAUGUAAAAAGGGAUUAUGAGUAAAACGUAAUUUUCUCAAAAACUAUUUGACCGAUCCGUCUCAAACUUUAACCAAGUAUUUGUCCCACAAUUGAGUAUAGCAUGAACUAAACUAACACUAUAAAUUUAAUUUUCCGACCUUUUUCGGUUGUCAAACUAAAAUAAAUGCAAAGUUUUGUACCGCAAAAAAAAUCGAAACUGUUUUUUUUUAUUUAGCUAAUGCCUCGACAACUAAUGCCCAUUGGCAUGGUAGGUACGGUAAAUUUUUACACUUAGGUACCUAGUAUAUUGUGUAGUGUGUGUGUUGAGUAAAUGUCUUGUUACUUUGCAAAGUCGACGUCAUUGUCUUUGCAAAGAGACGCUAAUUGUAUCCGAAAGUCUGCGGUCCCUCCGGUGAGUACUUUUGCUGCCAUUCAAUAAUUUCUUUGUAGAACUUGUUUUUGUUCUUGUUUUUAGGUUAUACGAUAGUUACUAGUAUAAUAAAUAGAACCCUUUUUGAAUUGUUUCAGAUAAUUUCUUAGUACAAAAUCAUGGUCGCCGUAAAUUUUGGGGCAUUCAGAGUAAAUCCGUUUUGAAUUUAUAAGACGUUGAAAAUUAAUCAAUCGAAAUUUUUGCAUAUUUUAUGACUGCAUUUAUUAGGCCAACAAAAUGUUAUCUAUCAUAAAAUACACAAUAAAUUCCAAAAUAAAUAGAGUUUUUUCGAAAUUGACACAUUAUGAUAAAGGCCCCUUAAGUAUAUUUUUGCACACCCAAUGAACUUUUGAAAUUUUUUUAUUCCAUAAAAGUUUUUUAAGCUUUCUUUAAGCUUUCAUUAAAAGCUUUUCAAAAAAAUGUUCUUAUUUAUUCUAAUGUUUACGAUAUUACACAUUCAUUUUGAAGUAUUAUCAAAAACAGACUAAUUGUCACAUUGUAGUCAUAUUUAAUUUAUUAAAAGAUGAUUCUACAAAAUGAGAAAGAAGAUAACCCAAAAAAACUACCUUUAAUAUUAAACAAUAUGAAACAUAAAAUUUCAACAACAGUUUUAAGAUUGGUCAUUGACCAUUGCAAAUAAUGCAUUUGAUUGUUUUUUUUUUAAUUUAUUGGUAAUUUCCAAUAAACCAUCUAGUCCUGUCGCCAGGGGGGGUACAACGGCCUCGUUAAUUCAGAUGGACUUACCCAAGUUUUUUUUAUGUAUUUUGACCCGUAGAACACGAAUUUUUUGGGUAACAGUUGAUCCGGAUGUCGAUAAGAUUGUUAUAGACCAAGAACUUGAGGAAUCAAAUAACAGCGAUUUUUGGCAAAACAAAACAAUGUUUUGUAUUUUUUGGGUCAUUUUAAGCAAAAAAUAUUUCUACAAGUUUUUUAGUAGGAUGCACAGUUUUCGAGAUAAACGCGGUUGAACUUUCAAAAAAUCGAAAAACUGCAAUUUUUAAACCCGAAUAACUUUUGAUUAAAAAAUAAAAUAGCAAUUCUGCUUAGCGCCUUUGAAAGUUCAAGUCAAAUUAUGUCGGUUUUGAUUAUUUGCAUUGCUAAAAAUUUAUUGUGUUAUUGUUAAACAAAGCUACAAACAACUAGUGCGUGAGUGAUGUUUCUAUGAUUUCUCAUUUAAAAUCGAACGAGUAGGUAGAAUAGGUACUAGUGCAAUCAAGACUAUUUCUACGUUACAUGCGGUAAAACGCAUGUAAAAGCACGGGAAACCCUACGUGUUUAUAGCUUUGUUAAACAAUAAAAAAAUAAAUUUUUACCAAUGCAAAUAAUCAAAACCGAUAUAAUUUGACUUAAACUUUCAAAUGCGGUAAGCAGACUUGCUAUUUU
Diabrotica virgifera virgifera (western corn rootworm) is the source of this 13331-nucleotide messenger RNA. RefSeq names its product homeotic protein caudal. The transcript is spliced from 2 exons. NCBI's taxonomy places the organism in Eukaryota, Metazoa, Arthropoda, Insecta, Coleoptera, Chrysomelidae. Gene Ontology annotation, biological process: embryo development; cell differentiation; regulation of transcription by RNA polymerase II. Gene Ontology annotation, cellular component: nucleus. The coding region runs from base 120 to 998 and encodes 292 amino acids. The record is from RefSeq and is a predicted model, not a curated record. Gene Ontology annotation, molecular function: RNA polymerase II transcription regulatory region sequence-specific DNA binding; DNA-binding transcription factor activity, RNA polymerase II-specific.